AUGAACCCCUACAUCAUAUCUAUCCUAAUCUGCAACUUAGCUCUUGGAGCUAUUAUUACAGCCGCCAGUUAUCAUUGGUUCUUAGCCUGAAUUGGUUUAGAACUAAACACCCUUGCCAUCAUCCCAAUCCUAGCUAAACACCACCACCCACGAGCUACCGAAGCCGCAACAAAAUAUUUUAUUAUUCAAGCAACUGCCUCAUCUAUCAUUUUAUUUUCAAGUAUUAUUAAUGCAUGAAACACAGGAACCUGAGAUAUUACUCAACUUACAACACAACCAACCCCUACCAUAUUAUUAAUUGCUCUGGCCAUAAAACUAGGCCUAGCUCCCAUGCACUUCUGACUACCAGAAGUCAUACAAGGCACUGAUAUAAUAACAGCCUUAAUUAUUGCAACAUGACAAAAACUACCACCAAUAGCACUGCUCUAUUUAACCUCCAAUCAAUUCCAAAUAAUACUCCUAUCAUUAUUAGCCAUUUCCUCCACAUUAAUUGGAGGCUGAUCUGGACUUAAUCAAACUCAACUACGAAAAAUUAUAGCAUUUUCAUCAAUCGGACAUCUAGGAUGAAUAAUCUCCAUUUCACUUAUUUCCCAAAAACUCCUUAUUUUAACUUUAAUUAUUUAUUUACUAAUAACAACCUCCAUAUUUAUUAUUCUUAUUACCUCAACAACCAAAACCACCAAAGAUCUAGGAAUAAUAUGAGCAACUUCCCCAACACUUUCUUCAAUUAUAAUAAUUACACUCAUAGCACUAGGAGGACUACCACCACUAACCGGCUUUAUUCCCAAAUGACUUAUUUUAAAAGAAUUAACCACCAACCUUCUCCUACCAUUAGCAACCAUCCUAGCCCUAUCUUCUUUAUUAAGCCUAAUAUUUUAUAUACGUCUAACUUAUGUCUCAACUCUGACCAUUUCCCCAAAUACAUCCAACAGCCCAAUAAAAUGACGAUAUAAACCCACCAAACCAGUUAACCCAGCCCCUAUAAUUAUUACUACGCUUCUAUUAAUCCCAAUCACACCACUAAUCUAUU
Messenger RNA from Podarcis muralis (Common wall lizard), 1030 nucleotides. NCBI's taxonomy places the organism in Eukaryota, Metazoa, Chordata, Lepidosauria, Squamata, Lacertidae. The record is from the annotation of a RefSeq genome assembly.